Molecule: messenger RNA, 2656 nt
Organism: Dipodomys ordii (Ord's kangaroo rat)
Lineage: Eukaryota; Metazoa; Chordata; Mammalia; Rodentia; Heteromyidae
Gene: Tram2
Product: translocation associated membrane protein 2
Exons: 15
Coding region: 1-1761 (586 amino acids)
Biological process (GO): SRP-dependent cotranslational protein targeting to membrane, translocation; protein insertion into ER membrane
Cellular component (GO): endoplasmic reticulum membrane
Source: RefSeq, a predicted model, not a curated record
AUGGGCCGGCAGCUGGGGCUGCGGGGCGGCAGUGGCCGGGAGCACCGCGCUCCUCGGAGAGGAGGAGGAGGGGGAGGAGGAGGAGGGCUGGGGAACUCGGGUGUGGGUUGGCCGCGGCAUAUCUUGUCUCCCAGUGAGAUAUGUGGCGGCUCUCCCCUGUCUCCCGGCUCUUCGGAGGAGGCUCCUUGUCGCUGGUCGGGAGACUUGCUUAUCUGCGUCCUGGGGCCCGUGUCACCACGCUGUAACCGCCUAACAGCCGGGGUGGAGAUGGAGGGGCCCUUCUCCCAGGCCCUCUGCCCCUUGGGUCCCUCAUCUCCGUGCCGGACCCCUAGUCCGGAGGCUAUGGUUACAAAGACACAUGUGUUGGCCAUGAACUUCAUAGCCACCAGCUUGCAGCUCGCCAAGUUUCUCACCUGGUCUGUGGCUGUCCGUUAUGCUGUAGUGUUUGUUAAAGUUUUUGGCUAUACCUGCUUUAGUCUGCCAGGAAUGGUGGCUUACACUGGCUACUGGGAGGCAGAGAUCCUGGGUUCUCAGUUGGAGCCUGCUGGGGCCUCCAAGCCUGGCCUGGUGAUUCCUGCCUGUGAUCCCAGCAAUGUGGGAGCUCAGUGUCCAGUGGCCUCCCUGGUUGGGGCAGCUGUGCUGUUCACUAAAGACCACCAGGGUGUCGAGCUAGUAGGGCCUCCGGCUGGAGUUUUCCAGGGUGGGACUGGUGGAUUCUGCUCUCGGAGACGCCUCCCGGCCUGGUGCCCGCACUUGGGCUGCUGCGGCGGACCACAGAGGCACUGUAUAGAGACCCAGAGGCACACUCAGGCCUUAUUCUGGUGUGGAACAGACAGUGAGGCGGUGCAGUACCACUACGGCCCGAAGGACCUGGUCACCGUCCUGUUCUACAUCUUCAUUGCCAUCAUCCUGCACGCUGUGGUUCAGGAGUACAUCUUAGAUAAAAUCAGCAGACGGCUCCAUCUCUCCAAGGUCAAGCACAGCAAGUUCAACGAGUCCGGACAGCUGCUUGUCUUUCAUGUCAGCUCGGCGCUGUGGUGCUUCUACGUGGCGCUGACGGAAGGAUACCUGACCAACCCGAGAACCCUCUGGGAGGACUACCCGCACGUGCACCUCUCCUUCCAGGUGAAGUUCUUCUACCUUUGCCAGAUGGCCUACUGGCUGCAUGCACUGCCAGAGCUCUACUUCCAGAAGGUGCGCAAGGAGGAAAUUCCCCGGCAGCUCCAGUCCAUCUGUCUGUACCUGGUGCACAUAGCCGGAGCGUACCUCUUGAACCUGAGCCGCCUGGGCCUGCUGCUGCUGCUCCUGCAGUACUCCACCGAGUUCCUCUUCCACAUGGCUCGACUCUUCUACUUCGCAGAUGAGAACAACGAGAAGCUGUUCAGCGCCUGGGCUGCUGUGUUCGGCAUCACGCGCCUCUGCAUCCUCACCCUCGCCGUGCUGGCCAUCGGCUUUGGACUGGCCCGUGUGGAAAACCAGGCAUUUGACCCUGAGAAGGGGAACUUCAACACCUUGCUCUGCAGGCUGUGUGUGCUGCUGUUGGUGUGUGCUGCCCAGGCCUGGCUCAUGUGGCGGUUCAUCCACUCCCAGCUGCGGCACUGGCGGGAACACUGGGACCAGCAGAAUGCCAAGCGGAGGGUUCCAGCGGCCGCCAGGCUGCCAGCCAGGCUGCUCAGGAGGGAACCUGGUUACCAUGAAAAUGGAGUCGUGAAGGCAGAGAAUGGAACUUCCCCACGGACUAAGAAACUCAAGUCUCCCUAAGGCCAAAGUGCUGCGACCAGGAAUCCUCUGGGUGUGGGUCUCGGGAGCGAGGGGUGGCCACUGCCCCGCCCCACCCGCCCCACCUCCACCGGCAGAACUCCUGUCUUCAGACAGGGGCUUCUCUCUCACUCCUCAGCUUUCUCUUCUUUUUCUUCUUCUAUAAACCGUUCUCAAUAAAGCCAAAAAUCUCCCUCUCUUGCUCAGUCGGGCCACCUCUGCCUUGCCUCUGUCCUGUGUGGGUUUUCUCCUGGCAGCCUGGAUUUCCCAUGGAAUCUUUCUCUGUCCUCUUCUUCCGCUUCCUCCACGGCUGCUGCUUUUCCUCCUCAUUCGCACGUGCAGUUUUUCUCUGUGUGAUUCUUACGAUGGACGGGCGCCGAGACUGCGGUCCUGGCCGUCGAUCGCGGGUCUGUCGCUCUGCAGCCCGCACUGAGGUGCCGCGGCACACCGCGCCUCACCUCGGCCGGGUACCUUCCCCGGGCACGUCCUCGUGCGACGGCAGGAGCAGCAGAGGCCGGCCCUCUUGGAUCAUCGUCUUCUUGGUGCUGAUAGACUGAUGAGAUGCAUGAUUCCGGUUCUCUGCCUGGCGCCCCGAGGCACAGCCUCCACCCUCGGGCAUGCCUGGACACGGCAGCUCGGCCGAGAAAGGACAGUGUUAACCCUGCUGGUCCCGCGACUCCCCACAGCUCACAGAGCAGCACCCCGAAACCAGCCUCCCGCGCUCAGAGGACACGUCUUCCCACGUCUAGCGCAAGAGCAAAGUGCUGAGCAGUAGGCUGGUCCAGAAAGAUGAUGCUCUGGGGUGCUGCAGGAGCCAGGCUGGGCUUGUCCUCAGCCAUGCCGGUUGCUCCUGCAUCAGCCGCCCACCAGAGCCCGCGCCCCCGCCAGCCGCUCACCA